Messenger RNA from Aspergillus pseudonomiae, 932 nucleotides. RefSeq lists its product as uncharacterized. The coding region runs from base 182 to 826 and encodes 214 amino acids. Lineage: Eukaryota; Fungi; Ascomycota; Eurotiomycetes; Eurotiales; Aspergillaceae. The record is from RefSeq and is a predicted model, not a curated record. The transcript has 3 exons.
GUUUCCAAUCGUUCCUUUACCGACUUAACCUUUUUCUAUUUGCUGGAUUUUGGAAUUGGGGGAUUCUAGACUUGAGGUGGAAGGAUGGAAGUUGUGCCAGUUCGAUAUGUAACUCGAGCCGACCAAUGAGUGUUGACAAGAGAGGAAUAAGACUCACCUGCUAUUAUCUGACUUAAGCCAUAUGACUUCCAGGAAUACCUGGGAGUCGUGUAUUUAUGCUUUUUUCCCAGCACAUUCCCAGAGGUCUGAUAAUCGGUUGUGCCGAAAGUCUCGUCAAACUGAACUAUUCCAUACGCUAUUGACUGAGUUUUUCCAUUCCAUCCAACUCGGAAAGGGCGAUUGGAUCAGGGACUAUUUUCCGCUUGGAUUGAUCAGAUUGAACGAAACCACUGGUACUCCCAGUUUAGGUGGUACAAUUGCCUUCCUACCGGUCUUCUGCCUUGCUAGAUAUGGUAGCAGUGAUCGAGAACCUAGAAGUGAUGCUGGUCCGUAUUACGGAGAGAUCCAGAGCGGUGGUGACUUGCUCUGUACCCGAUGCAUACAAGAACAACUUUUAGGUAUCCGGUCGGAGUCACAGCGUCCAAAGGGUCCAGACAAAGAAGAGGGAGCACUCCAGAUCCGGCCGAUCACCAAGUCAUCCUCCUUCUGCCACCAAACUCAGAUCAUAUCAAGUCAUCCAUCCAAGCAAGAGUCAUUAAUCCCAGACCCCAUCCAAUUUCCUGAACCACCUCUUGACCAGUACUCGAACAUUCUCCAUUCCCAAGGGUCUAUCCCCAAUGUCCGUGUAUCUCCCGUUACGGUAUCGUCAGCUUCUUGUGGACGCUAAGCCCCGAUCAGCCACUAUGAGGGCCUAGACAGGUCGGCGGCCUACUAGGGGUUAGGGGAGGUAAGCAUGGUCAAUAUCAGAAAAUAGCAAUCAGAAACCCGAAACC